UUCUGAAGAACGGACAGACUCCUCUCAUGCUGGCGGCAGAGCAAGGCAGUCUGGAGAUCGUCCAGGAGCUCAUCAGGAGAGGAGCCAACGUCAACUUGGAUGAUGUGGACUGCUGGUCGGCUCUGAUCUCUGCAGCUAAAGAAGGUCAUGUGGAGGUGGUGAAGGAGCUGCUGGAGAACAGCGCCUACAUCGAGCACAGAGACAUGGGAGGCUGGACAGCUCUGAUGUGGGCGGCUUACAAAGGUCGUGUAGACGUCACCGAGCUGCUGCUGGAGCACGGAGCCAACCCCAACACUACAGGACAGCAAUACAGUGUGUACCCCAUCAUCUGGGCUGCAGGUCGAGGACACGCCGACAUCGUCAAACUGCUGCUGCAGAACGGAGCCAAAGUCAACUGUUCUGACAAGUACGGGACCACUCCUCUCAUCUGGGCGUCCAGGAAAGGACACUUUGACUGUGUGAUGCACCUGCUGGAGAAUGGAGCCGACGUCGACCAGGAGGGGGCGAACUCGAUGACGGCGCUGAUCGUGGCGGUGAGAGGCGGCUACACUGAGGUGGUGAAGGAGCUGCUCAAGAGGAACCCCAACGUCAACAUGACCGACAAAGACGGGAACACGGCGCUGAUGAUUGCUGCCAAGGAGGGUUACACAGAGAUCGUCCAGGACUUGCUGGACGCCGGGACCUACGUCAACAUCCCAGACCGGAGCGGUGACACUGUGCUGAUCGGAGCAGUGAGGGGCGGUCAUGUGGAGAUCGUCAGAGCUCUGCUGCAUAAAUAUGCCGACAUAGACAUUAGAGGACAGGACAAUAAAACUGCUCUGUACUGGGCCGUGGAGAAAGGAAACGCUACCAUGGUCAGAGACAUCCUGCAGUGUAACCCCGACACUGAGACCUGCACCAAGGACGGAGAGACUCCUCUGAUCAAAGCCACUAAGAUGAGGAACAUUGAGAUCGUGGAGCUGCUGCUGGAUAAAGGAGCCAAAGUGUCGGCUGUCGACAAGAGAGGAGACACACCCCUCCACAUCGCUAUCCGUGGGCGGAGUCGCCGCCUGGCCGAGCUCCUCCUCAGGAACCCCAAAGAUGGCCGCCUGCUUUACCGACCCAACAAAGGCGGAGAGACGCCGUACAACAUCGACUGCAGCCACCAGAAGAGCAUCCUGACACAGAUCUUUGGAGCGCGUCACCUGUCCCCCACAGAGACGGACGGAGACAUGUUGGGUUAUGACCUGUACAGCUCUGCGCUGGCUGACAUCCUGAGCGAACCCACCAUGCAGCCUCCCAUCUGUGUUGGUCUGUACGCCCAGUGGGGCAGCGGCAAGUCCUUCCUGCUCAAGAAGCUGGAGGAUGAGAUGAAGACGUUUGCCGGGCAGCAGAUUGAGCCGUUGUUUCAGUUCUCCUGGCUCGUCGUUUUUCUGUCUCUGCUGCUCUGCGGCUCCAUCGCCGUCGUCCUCGGCUUCACCGUCGACCCCAAACUGGCCAUGGCGGUCUCCCUCAGCCUGCUCGCUCUGCUCUACCUCUUCUUCGUGGUGGUGUACUUUGGCGGGCGUCGGGAGGGCGAGAGCUGGAACUGGGCGUGGCUGAUCAGCACCCGUCUGGCCCGUCACAUCGGGUAUCUGGAGCUGCUGCUGAGGCUGAUGUUUGUGAACCCGCCGGAGCUGCCUGAGCAGAGUACCCGAGCUCUGCCUGUCAGGUUCCUGUUUACAGAUUACAACCGGCUGUCGAGCGUCGGUGGAGAGACGUCGAUGGCAGAGAUGAUCGCCACAUUGUCCGAUGCCUGCGAGAGAGAGUUCGGCUUCCUCGCCACACGCCUGUUCAGAGUGUUCAAGACCGAGGAGACGCAAGGUAAGAGGAAGUGGAAGAAGACGUGCUGCGUCCCGUCCUUCAUCCUCUUCGUCUUCGUGCUGGCGUGCCUGCUGAGCGGCAUGGCGCUGCUGGCCGUCUUUAAGGUGGACGGGGAGAACCGGACGGUGAACGGCGUGCUGGUGGCCAUCGGCAGCGUGGUAGGUCUGGCUCUGCUGCUGAACUGCAGGACAUGGUGGCAGGUGACCGACUCAGUGCUCAACUCUCAGAGGAAGAGGCUCCACAGCGCCGCCAACAGGAUGCACAAGCUGAAGAGCGAGGGCUUCAUGAAGGUGCUGAAGACUGAGGUGGAGCUGAUGGCGAGGAUGGCGAAGACCAUCGACGGCUUCACGCAGCAUCAGACGAGGCUGGCGGUCGUCAUCGACGGGCUGGACUCCUGUGAACAGGACAAAGUUCUGCAGAUGCUCGACACGGUGCGGGUGUUGUUCUCUAAAGGCCCCUUCAUCUCCAUCUUUGCCAGCGACCCUCACAUCAUCAUCAAGGCCAUCAACCAGAACCUGAACAGCGUCCUCAGAGACUCCAACAUCAAUGGACACGACUACAUGAGGAACAUCGUUCACCUGCCGGUCUUCCUCAACAGCAGAGGACUGUCCAGUGCCAGGAAGAUGUGCGCUGCUGCACCGGCCAACGGGGACACCACCAACACUGAGGGGUGGCACGAGGAGCUGGACAGGNUGUGUGUGUGUCAUGUGACCUCUGCUUUGAUCAUAUGACCUCUGCUGUGAUCAUGUGACCUGUGUGUUCAGGACACGUACCGGCGGCGGCAGGUGCAGCGCUCAGUGACUCGUCAGAUGUCGUUCGACCUGACGAAGCUGAUGGUGACGGAGGAUUGGUUCAAUGACAUCAGCCCACAGACAAUGAGGAGGCUGCUCAACAUUGUUUCCGUCACAGGUCGUCUGCUGCGAGCCAAUCAGAUCAGCUUUAACUGGGACCGCCUGGCGUCGUGGAUCAACCUGACGGAGCAGUGGCCCUACAGGACAUCCUGGAUCAUCCUGUACCUGGAGGAGACUGAUGGAGUCCCCGACCAGGCCACGCUCAAGACAAUUUACGAGAGAGUGUCGAAGAACAUCCCCACCACCAAAGACGUGGAGCCUCUGCUGGAGAUUGACGGAGAUGUUCGGAGCUUCGAGGUCUUCCUGUCCUCACGGACGCCAUUCCUGACAGCCAGAGACAUCCGGACCUUCCUGCCCUGCACCGUCAACCUCGACCCUAAACUGAGGGAGAUCAUUGCAGAUGUUCGUGCUGCCCGGGAGCAGAUGAAUAUGGGCGGGGUCACGUACCCAUCCAUCCCCCUGCAGGAGACACAGGCUCGCCCCACCUCGGUGUACAGUCAGGUGUCGUCAGCGUGCUCGCCGUCCGCCUCCUUCAGCGGGCCCUUCAACCAGCCGGCGGGGGGCGUGGUCUCCCCGCAGCCUCACAGCAGCUACUACAGCGGCUUGGCUGGACCACAGCACCCCUUCUACAACAGGCCAUAUUUCCCCCAUCACCUUUACCAACUGCCACGCCCACUCAUGGCCUCCACCUACCCAUCACACCUCCACCCACGCCCUCCACCCAAACACUCCUUCAGCCGGGACGCCUCAGCUGCACCUUAUAAGGUUUCAUCUUUGAAAAGGAAGCAGGGUUCAGCCUCCGUGGUGUCGGGCACUCCGGCCAUCCUCCUCAGCUCCAUGACAACGGAGGCCGUGUGCGAGCGCGUGCGGCAGAUCGAAGGCAUCGACCAGAGCAUGAUGGGACAGUACAGCGCCACCAUCAGGAAGGCCAACGUCAACGGCAGAGUUUUGUCUCAGUGUAACAUCGACGAGCUGAAGAAGGAGAUGAGCAUGAACUUUGGAGACUGGCAGCUCUUCAGAGCCACCGUUCUGGACAUGCGCCACAUAGAGAGUCAGGUGCUGCAUGAGGAAGCUGCCAGUGAGCAAGGCAGCGUUGUGGGCGGUCACACCGAGACGGGGAGGCGAGCUGUGGCUCCGCCCCACGCUGGCGCCGCCAACGCAGAUGGUUCUCCGAUGUACAGCUUCAACCUGAGCUUCGAGGAGCUGAGCACUGUGGGACUGGACGAGGCUCAGAGACACGGGAACAUGCAGUGGAUGGGUGGCGCUCACCGUACUGCCAGCAUGACCAGCCUGAACUCCCAGGAGUCGUCCAACGACAUCUCCAAGCUGACCGACAAGCAGCAGGCUGAGUACCGCAACGCCUACCAGGAGUACAUUGCCCAGAUGGCGCAGGUGGAGAUGGGCGGCGGAGAGCGCCCCGUCCAACCGCAGCCGGGUCAGUUCAUGACAUCAUCAUCAGAGGACAAGAGCAAAGAUGGCGGCGAGCAAGACGGAAGAAAAUCCUUUAACAAGAGGAGUGCAGGCAAACCGGCAGCAGACAACACUGACUUCGCCUCCAAUGGCGACGGCCUGGACCCCAUCACAGAGGAGGACGAGAAGGGCGACCAUGGGUCCUCUAAGUCCCUGCUGACCCGUAAGACCUCGGCAGAAAGAGGAGGGCUGUUCCAGGGAGCCGCCGACCUGAAGCUGAAGGCCGGCGGUGGGCUGCGCUACCAGAAGCUGACCAGUGACGACGAGGAGUCUGAGGAGUCCGAUAACGCUCCUCUGCUCAAAGACGGCAAGAAGGUGGUCGACCCCAAACUGCCCGGUGGCUCGCUGGCACUGAAGGGGAAGGACUACCUGUCGGAUGCCAUGCUGGACAAGAAAGACUCGUCAGACUCGGGCGUGCGAUCCAACGAGAGCUCGCCCAACCACUCUCUGCAGGACGAGGAGGCGGACCUGUCACAGCUGGAGCGGGCCAACCUGAUCGAGCUGGACGAGGAGAGCCUGGCCAGGAAGAGAGGCCUUCCCAGCAGCCUCAGCGGCCUCCAGGACCCCGCCGUCGCACGUAUGUCCAUCUGCUCCGAGGACCAGUGCAGCCUGCUCGCCAGCAGCCCCGAGGAGAGCUGGCCGUCCUCCAAGUCCUUCAACUUGAACCGCACGCCAAGCAACGUCACGCUCAACAACAACACCAACGCCCAGCAGGGCAACCGCCCCCGCCUGCCCGCAGAGGGCUCCUCCUCAGACCCUGCCUCCUCCUCCUCCAGUGAUGUCAUCCUCUCCCCGAGCUCCGGCACCUCUGGCACCACCACUGCCACCGCCACCAGACCGGGGCCUAACAACGAGAAUAUCCGAGUGGUUCACCUUAAGAGGGGCCUGAAGCCCGGAGACCCACCGGAGAUCUGCACUGUGUCCUCCGAAACCGUCACCUUCGGCGAGGAGCGGGAGAGCAUCCUGUGACAUCAUCCUGUGACCACAGCCUGUCACCUCAUCCUGUCACCUCAUCAUAACCCGUGAAGAGUUAGAGAGCACUGACGGUCCACCAGGAGCGGCCUCUCGACCCUCUCAGCCAAUCAGGAGCCUGGAGGUCGACCUUUAAACCUCUGAACUCCUGAUGAGGCGAGACGACGUUUAAUGAGUUGUAGAAACAUCUGACGAUGUUGACGAGUUGUGACAUCACUUUGAAAGCUUCAGACGUCAGAUAUUAAAGUUAAUCAACUGAAAUUUGAAUAUUUUGGAUUUUAAAAUGGGAUGACGUGUUAAACGUUGAUGAGGGCGGAGCUUCUGCUGGUGGAGUCGUGGUCGUAGUGUUAAGUGGUCAGGAGUUGAAGGAGGCGAAGCUUCUGCUGGUGGAGUCGUGGUUGUAGUUGUAGUGUUUACCGUAGCGGUGGUGUAGCCGCCAUCGGUCGUAGUCGUAGUAGAAGUUAAAGUUUGGUAGAAACUUUAUUGACAGUCGAAGCUGCUGCAUGUUGAUGUUGUGAUGUUUGUAGUUUCCAUAGAAACAGAUUAAUCAACAUUUGAAUUAAAAACAGCCCUCAGUUAAUUAAUGAUCAGAGAGAAAAAUUCGAUGUAAUGACUGAAACUUUCUGAGCGACAUGAAAACAUGAAUGUUAUUGAUGUUUAUUUAUUGUUUAAUAAUAAACUGACCUUUGUUUACGUGUAAACAUUAAAUUAACGAGUGAUAAAUGUCAGAAUGAGAUGAGUCAGUGUUCAUGUGUUUAAAGGAAGAGGCUUUUAUUCUGAAGGGUCGUCGACUCCGGAGCUGAAACGAUCAAUAGAUAAUCAAUACGUUCAUUAAUUAGCGGAUUCAUUAAUACGUUCAUUAUUAGCGGAUUCAUUAAUACGUUCAUUAAUUAGCGGAUUCAUUAAUACGUUCAUUAAUUAGCAGAUUCAUUAAUACGUUCAUUAAUUAGUGGAUUCAUUAAUACGUUCAUUGAUUAGCGGAUUCAUUAAUACGUUCAUUAAUUAGUGGGUUAAUUAAUACAUUCAUUGACUAGUGGAUUCAUUAAUACGUUCAUUAAUUAGUGGGUUAUUAAUACAUUCAUUGACUAGUGGAUUCAUUAAUAUGUUCAUUGAUUAGUGGAUUCAUUAAUACGUUCAUUAAUUAGCGGAUUCAUUAAUACGUUCAUUAAUUAGUUGAUUCAUUAAUACUUUCACUGAUUAGUGGAUUCAUUAAUACAUUCAUUAAUUAGUGGGUUGAUUAAUGCAUUAAUUGACUAGUGGAUUCAUUAAUACGUUCAUUAAUUAGUGGAUUCAUUAAUAAGUUCAUUCAUUAGCGGAUUCAUUAAUACGUUCAUUAAUUAGCGGAUUCAUUAAUACGUUCAUUAAUUAGUGGAUUCAUUAAUAUGUUCAUUGAUUAGUGGAUUAAUUAAUACAUUCAUUAAUUAGUGGGUUAAUUAAUACAUUCAUUGACUAGUGGAUUCAUUAAUACGUUCAUUAAUUAGUGGGUUAAUUAAUACAUUGACUAUUGGAUUCAUUAAUAUGUUCAGUGAUUAGUGGAUUCAUUAAUACGUUCAUUAAUUAGCGGAUUCAUUAAUACGUUCAUUAAUUAGUGGGUUAAUUAAUACAUUCAUUGACUAGUGGAUUCAUUAAUACGUUCAUUAAUUAGUGGAUUCAUUAAUAAGUUAAUUAAUUAGCGGAUUCAUUAAUACGUUCGUUAAUUAGCGUAUUCAUUAAUACGUUCAUUAAUUAGCGGAUUCAUUAAUACGUUAAUUAAUUAGUAGAUUAAUUAAUACAUUCAUUAAUUAGUGGAUUCUGAAAAUUUUUAGCUUUUCAUGGUUUUAUUUUGUAAAGCAGGAAGUAGACGUGACAUUGAAAAUAAACAGAUUAAAUUCAGGAUGACACAACUCGUUAGCGGAGAAUAAUUAAAGGUAAAAACUGGAACAGGUCAUGAAUUCAUAAUAAAAUAAAAGUGUUGUUUUAUUUUGUUAAAUGUUGACCCUGUGACCUCUAACCUCAGCUUUACAGGAAGCUGUGGUUUUCAGAAUAAAAGCUGAGAUCAGUGUUUUUAGAUAAGUACAGUGUCAGUUUGAUGUCGUUCGUCUGUCGGUGAAGCUGCAUGUUGAUGUUUUAGAGUUUCAGUGUUGUCGUCUCAGUGCUCUCAUCAUCAUCAUCAUCUUCUUCAUCAUCAUGUGAACACCUGAAUCUGUUGUGAAGUAAAUAAAUAAAAUGUUUGGAUGUU
This is a messenger RNA of Epinephelus moara (kelp grouper), 7353 nucleotides long. RefSeq names its product kinase D-interacting substrate 220b (gene kidins220b). Lineage: Eukaryota; Metazoa; Chordata; Actinopteri; Perciformes; Serranidae. The record is from RefSeq and is a predicted model, not a curated record. Gene Ontology annotation, molecular function: protein binding. The transcript is spliced from 29 exons.